Molecule: messenger RNA, 417 nt
Organism: Emiliania huxleyi CCMP1516
Lineage: Eukaryota; Haptophyta; Isochrysidales; Noelaerhabdaceae
Exons: 2
Coding region: 1-417 (138 amino acids)
Source: RefSeq, a predicted model, not a curated record
AUGACCAAGUCUAGCGUUGGCGACUCUUGUGCUCUUGACGCCACACUCAGCACAGACAUUCCGGCGGCCCCGGUGCUCGUCUGGACGCCACCGUGUCGCUUGAGAGCGCCGCGCUGCAACAGGACUGCUUCUGGCUGCCUCUCGGCUGGAGUUGCGAUGGGCCGCGGCGGAGGCGGCGACGAGGAAGGGGAGGAGGCGGAGGCGGACGUGGACAUCGACGAGGUGCCGGCGCUUGGUUGGUCGCUGCUUGCCGAGGCGUGCGACGCCGAUCUGGCAGGCAGCGCGCCGCAAGGCGCGGAUGGAGACGACACUGUGCCCUAUUGGCCGCAUGGCGCGGCGAGUGUGGCGAGCGCGGCACGGCGCGACCUCGUCCUAGCAUACGCAGAGGUUGCGUGGAGGCGGCGCGACGCUGCUUGA